GAUCCUCCCAGUCCCCCCCCCUCUGUCACCUCACAGUAGUCGUUGCCAGUAGCGGGUGUGGGGGCGCGAGCAGCGCAGGGCGGCCUCUCCCCCGCCCCUCAGGCCGGGCCCGGGCUCGGUCCCCCGGCUCCCUCCUCUCCCCACCCCCGUCGGGUACGGGAAGGUCCAAGCCGCUGCCGGGUGCCCGAGGGCCAUCGUGGCCGCCGCCACGGGUCCCAAUGGAGCCGCCGAAUCUCUAUCCGGUGAAGCUCUACGUGUACGACCUGUCCAAGGGCUUGGCCCGGCGGCUCAGCCCCAUCAUGCUGGGGAAACAACUGGAAGGCAUCUGGCACACCUCCAUAGUUGUGCACAAGGACGAGUUCUUCUUUGGCAGUGGCGGUAUCUCCAGCUGUCCCCCGGGAGGGACAUUGCUUGGGCCCCCAGAUUCUGUGGUUGAUGUGGGGAGCACAGAAGUUACAGAAGAAAUCUUUCUGGAGUACCUGUCCUCCCUGGGGGAGUCUCUGUUCCGAGGUGAAGCCUAUAACCUCUUUGAACACAACUGUAACACCUUCAGCAACGAAGUGGCACAGUUCCUGACUGGGCGGAAAAUCCCUUCUUACAUCACUGACCUGCCCUCUGAAGUUCUCUCCACGUUUCAUCUGUUUACACUUUGGAGUACUUAUUCCCUUGAACUUGGGGAUGAUUUUCAAAACGGCAGCACCACUGGAGAAAAAGCCUGUGCUUGAGGCCCUUCGGACAGGCACUCCGACCGCUCCUGGACUCCAUCCAGAUCCAGCCUCCUGGAGGGAACGCUGUGGGCAGACCCAAUGGCCAGAGCUAACAGGACUGCACGGGACCGCCCGCCUCUCCAGGGCUUUUCCUUUUUAAACAAAACAAACCCUACCAGAUUUCUAUUUUAUAAUUUUACAUCAGAGCUAACAACCAGGGGACGGCUUUUUAAAAAUCCCAGGGAAGGAGAUCGUCAGGCCGCAUGUAGGACAAUGCUGCUAAGAAACAGAACAAAAUGCCACCCCUUCUAAUAGUAUUAUACUAAUUUAUUAAGGCUGUCUUGUCUGUGAGUUCACUUUUGACGCUGUUUCCUAAGCGUCCUCCACACUGGAGAAACGGAGGGGAUUUGUUUAAGCAAAAAGCAAGAGGCACAGUUUGGAGGAGCCCCAACCUAGAACCUCCUUCCAGAGAAUACCCACACUCCACCCAGGUUGCCACACCUGUGGGACCCAGGUGAGUUUUACAACAUCGUGACCAGAAGCAGUUACUCUCUAGUGGUUCAAGCACCAAAGGAUUUGGUACACUUGGGACCAGUUGCAGGGUGACUAACCCAGCCUAAGUGAACUCUUUAGCUGCAGCUCCCCGAACCUCCCUCCCCUGUCCCAGCCCAUGGGGCCAGGGCUGGAGCAGCUAGAGCCUCAGGAUCACAGGAGAGUGACAGCAAGAAAACAGGAUAAAGCCAUUCCCCCUUCCACCUGGACUGAUUGCAAAAUUUUCUGCCAUCAGUUUUGGAAAACCUGUUUGCUGUCCACCACAGUGCUCUCUCCCUCAGCAUAGCUGACCGACGGUCAUGGCUGAAGGUCCGGGCUUGUGCAACAGAGACCCAAGCCUUCUGUCCGCAAACAAUGAUGAAGGUAAUUUGCAGUCACUUAGAACCACCCACCCAGACCGAUAUGCAGUAUUCAGCUAGGGACCAAGGGGAUAUGAUUCCCUGCUCUAGGAAGAUACCCCUGAUGUAGAAAGAAUAAUGUUGCAGAAUCACGGUGGCAAAAAAUUUAGAAUUGUUUCCAAUAGGAACUUUUACAUUAUCCUAAAUAUGUUUUGAAGGCACAUGUCAUUUCCAUUGUCAUUCUGGCUUUAAGGAGGCCUGGUUGGAGUGUGAGAGGGCAUUUUCCUAAAGACUUGCUGCUAGAAACUCAUGGGCAGGGAACAGUCUGGAAUCCUGGAUCUGGAGAGGCUCUCUGACUUCCUUUCUUUACACAAACCAGUGAGUGAGGAGAAAGGACUCGGCUGCCAGGUGCCUAAGUCGUGGCUCUCCCCCUUGGGUCCCUGCCACUUCUAAACUUGAGUUCAAUUGCUCCUUCCGGGGCAGGCGCCUUUCCUCCCCGAAAAGCUGCUGCUCAUCCCUGGCCCCAUCCCCACCGUCUCUGCCAUUAUCCAUAGCAGUUGGCAUCAUCAGGGUCUCAGCUAGAGGAAAAGAUGUCAUUCUGCCUUAGUAUUUGCUGUGAUCUGACCAGGGCCAUGUCCAGCUGGGAUACCAAGUGACAUUAACUUUAAGAUUAGAGGCCAAAUGAAUGAGCAGUCUCAUUCUUCUCAAAAUCCACUAAACUGCUGGUGGACAUAGAUAAAUUACAGUGGAAACCAACAGGGAUUCUUUAAUAUUGAUUCACUUGUGGAAUUGGCCCAGGAAGAACGGGUGUCCGAAGCUGGGUUUCUUCUGGGCAGGUGGCAGGUUGGUCUCAGCCAUCGCCCUGCCUCCCACCAGUUGGCUCUUCAGCUUGCCUGGCCCAGAACUCCCUCUUCCCAGUUCCUGCUCCAGAGCUGUCUUCUCUAUCUGGAGGGCAGUGGGCUGUUUUCUGCCAUGUCCAGGCUCAACUGGUUUUGCUCCUUGCAGCAAGUCACCCUCAGGCCCAGAGUUAUUCUGAGUGGCUCCCCUGAGGGAAUUUGAGUCAUUUGAUUCCUCAAAAAGUCCCCCCUUCAUGCCCAGCAGCCAUUCGUGCCAAUGUGGGGAGAUGGAGGGGUGAGCAGCCUCCCAGAACUCUGCAGGAGGCAGACUCCCAUCCCCCUCUGCAAGCCCCACUGUCACUCUCUGUGGUAGCCCAGGCCCAGGCUAGGACCCUAGCACCAUCCUCCCCUCUCUCUGUCUAUCCCAGAACCUCAGGGGCAUACUUGUGACCAGCUAACUCCAUGUGGGCAUGUACAGGCAAACAGAAUGGGAAAUGAGUCAUAUCUUUGUGUUACACAGUGGACACCUCUAUAGACGUCCAUUGGUUUUAAAGGGUCAGAGAAGGAAGAGGGAUGAGACCAUUCCCCUCUCCCAGAAAUAAAUCUUGUACCUUCGAGAUUCCUUUAUGCCCUUGAAGUCAAACUAAAAAUUGUGUCUAGUAUGGAGGUGUCUGCUGGUUGACAUUGGUGUUUUUUCUAAUGCAAUAAACAUUUCUGCCUGCU
Messenger RNA from Ictidomys tridecemlineatus (thirteen-lined ground squirrel), 3156 nucleotides. RefSeq names its product desumoylating isopeptidase 1 (gene Desi1). Gene Ontology annotation, molecular function: peptidase activity. The record is from RefSeq and is a predicted model, not a curated record. Gene Ontology annotation, biological process: protein modification by small protein removal. NCBI's taxonomy places the organism in Eukaryota, Metazoa, Chordata, Mammalia, Rodentia, Sciuridae.